This is a messenger RNA of Parnassius apollo (apollo), 801 nucleotides long. Lineage: Eukaryota; Metazoa; Arthropoda; Insecta; Lepidoptera; Papilionidae. The record is from the annotation of a GenBank genome assembly.
AUGUCUUUGAGAGCUGUUGCAAAAAAAAAAAUAACAUUCCAAGACCCUACUUCAAAGUCUGGAUUUGGUCCAACACCCUAUUUAACAAAACAAGAAGAAAAUUCCAUUGAGGAAUGGUUAAUUGAAAUGGCCCGCAAAGGCUUCCCAAGAAAAUCAGAUGAUGUACUAGACACCGUUCAAAAAUUUUUGACUGAAAAUCCAAGAGAAACUACUUUCGUUAAUAAUAGGCCUGGACAGGAAUGGCUGAAGGCUUUUUUAAAACGCCACCCCACCUUGACACAAAGAACUAGCGAAGGAGUAACCAAAGCUAGUGCUUCUCUAGCUGAAUGUGACAUUAAGAAAUGGUUUCAAGAAAUAAGAAACUACCGUACUAAUGAAAACCUUUUACUCAUUGUACUUUCCAAAGAACAGUUACUUAACAAACGUGUCUGUGAAAAACAUUUUGAUGUAUUUCAGUUCGGCAAUGAAGGCAGAAGACUUCGAUACUCUUACCCGUCCUUGCUUACUGACAAUGAAAUAGCUCAUGGUGUGCCUCUGACUGCAACUGGAUGGGAUGUCACAACUGAACAUAAUUACUGUAAAGAGCAAAAUGAAGAUGAUUUCACAGAAGCUGUGUUAGUGGUUAGAAAGCCUGGAAGUGAUGUUACGAUUGAACACAAUUACUACAAAGAGCAAAAUGAUUGUUCCAAAUCAUCGGUAGAGAUUGGAUCGUCAGGAAUUGAUUCUAAUACUAAUGUGGUGAAACAAAUGAUGCCAAAAGGUAGCACAUGUACAAAAAAGCAAACAGAAACAGAAAUCUAA